UAAAAAGCAUCGCAGAGCAGCCGUGGUUGGCUGCAAAUUGUUAGAGUUCUGCGGAGGCAGCAGAGGAUGGGCGGUCGGGUUGACACUAAGGAGCGUCAGAGGGGAAGGAAGGAGGUCUUUAGAAGAAAAAGGGCAGAUUAGAAAGGACGAGAAAGCAUCGACGGAGGGAAAGUCGUGACUCGGACACCGCGACACGAGGGGGAGAUGCGAAAGAGAGGAGGGUGCUGGUGGUGGAGAAGUAGGCUGACGGUGUGCGGUCGUGAGGGGGUGGCGGCGUGGAAGGGUCGUGCGCUGCGACGCUGCACGAGAGGGCGGAUGUCAGUCCACGUUCGAGCGGUCGCCGGUAUGGGCGCGUGAACGGAACAGUCGAUCGGACCGCGUUUGCUUCGCUACCCUUCGCGGUUCUCCGCGACGGAAAGUUGAUAACUCCACGAUGUUUAAGACACGCGAUUGAAAGUGACCGAGAGAAAGAGGGAGAAAGAGAGAAAGAGAGAAAAAGUGCGUGCGUACGCGUGAAACGGCGCAGAGUUGACCCAGUGGGAUGGUCAUCGGUGCGAUGCAAGCAGCGUGUCGUUGAAGACGCGGAUGUAUCGCUCGAAAGAGUUUCCCGGCCGAUCAAUAUUUAUUUUGAAAAACGCAACAACAAUUUUUCGAUAUCAGUAUAUCGGUACAUCGAGAAGAAAUCAGUACCAGUUCUGUACAAUUUUGUAGCAAUUUUCUAGCUCGUAGUAGUUUUGUACGUAAUUAUCAGAUAGAGAACAAUAACUGUUAAAUUCGUGAUACAGCGGUUAAUACGUGUGACAUGUGUCUAUCGCAAAACGGUCGUAAAAGUAAUCGCGAGGAACGCUUUUUGCAAAUAAACUUGCGACAAAGUGUGAAUUGUAAUAACUAAGGAAGGAAUCGCGACGAUUGGACAGACCGAAGCAACGCGACGGUGAAGCAGUGACUGCUAAAGUGUGUGCGCCUUAGCCUAAAAUCAUGGUCAAGGGCACAGUCAAGAACAGCAACGGCGAAUGUCCUCUGCACUGGACCAUUAAUCCUGUCGGGCAACAUAGACAUCUUCUUCAGGCGGCCGCCUUCUACCUGGCAGUGUUGGCGGUUUUGUGGUGCAUUCGCGCAUGCAUCUAUCACCGGAUCUCUGAGACUGACCAGGUGGUGCUGACACUGGUGGACACCGCAGCGGCUGGAUUGCAGAAUCUGGCCGAGCCGAAGAUCGAUCACGAGUUUCCUUCGCGAUCGUCCGUCAAAAAUUCCACGUUGUUGGGUGAUAAUCAGGCCAAACAAUCCGAACAUGUAAAGGAGUCUAUGCCAACGACGCAGAUUCCGCCGCCACCGAUUGUCGAUGAGACGACGGAGCGAUCAAAUGACACCGCUGUUCUCGGGGCCGAUGAGGAGGCACUUUUGUUGAAGAAGAUCAGUGCUGAGGAGCCGCCGGAGGUUGUAGUGAUUGUCAGAGCGGAGCAAAAGAUCAACGCGGACGAGUUGGAGCUAAGAGUCGAGGAGGAAGAUGUUAGUCAGGGUCAGGUGUCCGAGGAAUUGUCAUCAAAGGGUGACGACACGUUUACCACGGCGUCAGAAUUAAACGACACGGCGGCCAGAGCACGAUUGGUCGGUGACAGUAGGGACGAGACUGCAGCGGUAAUCCUGAACGGGCUCGUCACUUCAGGUCCUACCGAGCCACAUGAGGACAUACCGUCUUUUAGCGAGUGGGCUCAGAAGCGUUUGGAGGAGGCUGAAAAGAAGAAAACUCAUCCAAACGCUUCCGUGCAAACCCCAGGUGGUCCAGGACGAGGCGUAAGUGGAAUGAAAAUUCGCAACAAAAAUUACGCUUCUCCUGACUGUGGUGCCAAGAUCGUGGCAGCCAACCCCGAAGCGAGUAGCGCCAAGAACGUUCUAGUAUCCACGCGGGACGAAUAUAUGUUGAACGCCUGCACGUCUCGCGUUUGGUUCGUCGUCGAGCUGUGCGAAGCGAUACAAGCAAAGAAAAUAGAGCUGGCGAACUUUGAACUCUUCAGUUCGUCGCCGAAGGAUUUUUCCGUCUAUGUGAGCGACCGAUUUCCCACCAAGGACUGGAGUCCGGUCGGUCAGUUCACUGCCAAGGACGUGAAAGAUGUUCAGAGCUUUGCUCUACAUCCUCACUUCUUCGGCAAGUUUAUCAAAGUUGAGCUCCAAUCGCACUAUGGCUCUGAACACUUUUGUCCUGUCUCAUUGUUUCGCGCUUAUGGUACUAGCGAGUUUGAAGUGUUGGAAACCGAGACUGAGAAUGAGACCUUGGAAGAAAAGAGCACGGAUGAGGACGAUGACGAAGAUAGUGACGAGGAGGAGCUGUUAGAUAGCGAAGGUGACUCACCGAGUAAUCUCUUUGGUAGCGCACGCGACGCCGUGCUGAAUGUAGUGAAGAAAGCCGCGGAGAUUCUGGUCAAGUCCAGUGGUCUCACUGGAAACAAUAUUACGCAGAUUCAGCAAAGUAUCGACCACGGUAACAUUUUGGACAAUUCAUAUACGAGCUGCACGACACCAAGAUAUACAAUCUUUUGUGGCAACUGUACUGAUCAGAAGUUUGCUAGUGUUUUCCAGCUGGUUAGCUGCAAGAACCGGCAGUUAGAUGAGUUGUUUAGGAUCGAUCUGGUGAACAGAACUUUGAGGCGAGGAAGGUUGUGCGCUCUUCACGGAGUGGAGAUUGAAUCGUUUUGGCGAGGAAAAGAGGAAGAUGAAACGAAGCACGAUGACACGACACACUUUAAUUUGGCGGAAGAUCUCCAGGCAACUUUUUUAACGUCUUUCUUUAAACCUGAGUAUAUCGUGGCAUUGUGCAACGUUUUGGCCACAAAAGAACGUAAGGUGGUAAUGAAUACGAGCUACGAAAUUUCCGUGAACAAAUCUAAAGACGCCGCCAGAAAAGACAUUUUAUCUACUAAGGAUUCCGGCAUAGAGGCCACUUUUCAAACAACCUCGACUUUGGAUCCAUGUAUUCUGGACUCAAGUCCUUCCACUCGCAAGUCUGUUACAUCCUCCAAGGAGAACCGACAGAAUCAAGGAGAACCGUUGACUCAGGACGUUAACAAGGAAAGUGAGAACAUUAGUAUUGCGACUAUAGAGACUUCUGCCAGCUUUCCAGAGAGCUUAGCGUCGCAGAUUAAGCCUACGAAGACACUCAGCAAAGAGGACUUGAAGAAGGAGUCAUCGGUACCGAAUUUAGAACCUAGUAAGGAAUUCACGGAGGAGACGUUGCAACCGCAAGUGCUGACGACCGUUCCGCCGCCAUCUAAUCCGACAUCAACAUUGAAAAUGGCCGAGGAGCUGCCUGUUUUAGGAACUCCUAUCGAGACGACACUGCCUAUAAGUAGCGUUCCGUUAAUAAACAUUGACAGCCAAGAAACUGGUGAGAGUACUGGCGUGCCUAAUACGGAAAGUAUCGAGACUGUUGCGCAAAUUAAAACGGAUAAGUCGGAUAAGUUGGAAAAUGGUGAACAGGACGGAAGACAAGCGAAAGAACUGAACGAGCAAGAAGCCCGAUUAUCGUCUCAGGAUAAUCUCUCCUUGGAUUCAUUACUAUCCGAUUUGAAAGAUUUGGAAGUUGACACAGCUAACUUGCAGAAUGGAGCGUCAAGCUCAUCGCCGACGACUCAGCCUACAGCAAAUGUUGUUCCUCAAAAAGAGUCUGUUUUUCUUCGAUUGUCUAACAGGAUUAAGAUUUUAGAAAGAAAUAUGUCACUUAGCGGGCAGUAUUUGGAGGAGUUAAGUCGACGCUACAAAAAGCAAGUCGAAGAAAUGCAGCGCUCAUUGGAGCGUGCGGUAGCUGCUAUGGGAGAGGAAUCUCGAAAAGGCGAGGAGCGUGAUGUUAAAAGAGCGGAAGAGAUCGCCAUUUUGAGGGAAGAAAUCGUUAUACUCUCGAAAUCGGUCGAAACGCUUCUUUACGAUCGAGACAGUUGGCGCAGUCGAAUAACUGCGAUUGUUCAACAUGCUUUAUUUAUCUGUCUGGAAGUCAUUGUUAUUAUCUCGAUUCUCUCUUACUGUCGUCGAAGGGAAGAUUUUGAGGAAGAAAAACUGGAAUCAGAUACGAGGGAUGCUGUGCGUCGAAAAAGCGCGGAAAACUUUAGUUCUCAUGCCGCGGCGAAGAAAACAAAAAAGCGACGACCUAGCGAAAUCGCUUCUCACAUUAGCGGCACGUAUCACGAGCUGAUGAUCGAUGAUCGACCUUUGGAGACAAAAAAAGAACGAAAGAAGAAGCGCAAGAAAGAAGCGUUUGCCGCUAGCGCUAGAGCAAUAGUUAAUACCGACGCAAGGCAGGAAGUGGUUCGUUACAAGAGUGUAUUGAAUGUGAUUCCCGGUGGUACGACGUUGCCUUCGAGAAGAUCGUCGUCCAUAGAUUCUCCAUACUCCGAAGAGUCGCAGAAUUCGGCCGGCAAGAGACCGGAAUCCGCACCUGAAACCACCGUCGGUUGGUUCGACGAUCAAAUAGAAAGAAUAGAAAGAAUCGUGCAACCUGUAUCGAAAGCUAAAACCUACGAGAGGGAAUCUGGAACGAGUUCCGAUCGUCAGGUCGACGAGCUUGGCAAACCUAAUGUGUCAUUAGCGGUUGUGAACAGGCCUGUCGAGAAAUCAGGCUCGUGUUCAAACACGAUCGAGCGGAAGCUCGAAAAGAACGGUUCGUUCAGGGCCGGUAGUAUCCUUAAAGGCGCGAGACUGAGCUCGCCAUCCUUCAUGAAAACUGCCUUGGGUGCGAGGAGCAAAAGAAAGCUCUCUACGAAUUCCACCGAGAAAUGGGAGUGGAGUCAAGAUUCGGAGCAUUCGAAUGACAGAUCCUCCCAGUCUAGCCCCACAGACUUCAAGACACUGUCACAGAUUGUCAGUGAUCGUGCCAAUGGAAGCACCGCGAACGGUUUGAUCGAGGAAAGCGACGAAUCGAGAAGCAGUAGCGCUACGCCUACGUCGAUCAAGAAAGAGAAGAGGAGCGGUUUGAAGAAAAUGGUGAGAAAGUUUUUCUGAUUGAAAUAGACCCGCCGCAGAUAUGACCUGAAACGUCGAUUUUUGAAUUAAUAGCCGUAUAAAUGCGUAUUCGUGAGAGUUUUAGGCUUUAUACCUUGCUUUAUAUUUUCGUGCCAGUUUCCUCAUUUUUCUCAGUUAAGUCGCUUAAUUCAAUUAUUGUCAAAAUACGGGCUCUAUUUGUUAUUAUACGAUAAAGUAUAAAAAUUGAUUUGAACGGAAAACAUGAAAAUACAAAACUAGAUUGAGUCAAAAGAUCUCACGAACCAAAUGUACGGAUAUACGCAUUCAUUUGGCGCAGAAUGAAAAGUGGUCGAGAGAGUGGAAUUGAGGAACUUGUCAUAGUUAUAAUAUACAAAUAUUUUUGUCUGAGCACGAUCUUUAUUUCACAGUUACUAGUCUUUCUAUGAAUUCGAGUGAACGAUAUGCGUUAAUUAUGUAAAUCGAUUAAAGUUUAAUCUUUUUAAUUCAAAAGACUGCAUGUACAUUUGAAGAAUGUAUUAUAUCUUAGAGAGAGAGACUUGAGAGAGUGAUAACUUACACAAUAUUUUGAAAUGUUACGGAUCGAAAUUGAAAAAAAAUCUCACGUGGUCGCGUAAAUUCGAGAAACUUCUUCCACCUUGUAAAAAGUGCUUAGCUUUAUGCGCUGUUAUCGGAACUAUGUUUUACUUUUACUAGUAAUAAUGGUAUCAUACGUAAUCAAUCAGCGUUUGGCGUACGCAUUAAUAAUAAGUGCAGCGAAAUACGUAAGUUUAUUAUAAAGCAUACGCUAACGCAAGGUUAAAUGUGAUCCCACCGUUGUGGAAAAAAAGAUGAGUAAAAUAUGACAUACGAGAAUAGAGUAGCUUGCGUAGUAUAUAUAAUUAUGAUUGAUCUUAAUCGAUGCAACGGCAGUGACUACAACGGUCUAGAGAACAUUUCUAUGUUUUCAUUUUAGAUCGGAUUAUUUAAUAUUUAUCUACAAAUUAUCGCCAAAGA
Messenger RNA from Solenopsis invicta (red fire ant), 5964 nucleotides. RefSeq names its product SUN domain-containing ossification factor. Bases 979 to 4989 code for a protein of 1336 amino acids. The transcript has 5 exons. Gene Ontology annotation, cellular component: cytoplasm; membrane. Gene Ontology annotation, biological process: protein folding in endoplasmic reticulum. The record is from RefSeq and is a predicted model, not a curated record. NCBI's taxonomy places the organism in Eukaryota, Metazoa, Arthropoda, Insecta, Hymenoptera, Formicidae.